AAAACUCCCAACUCUGAGCUUAUAAAAGGGUGGAGAGUCAAGGAAAAAGUUGUCUAUGAGUAUUGUUUAUGACCAUUUCAUUUGUUUAAGGAUUGCUUACAUGACAAAUUAAGGGUCCCACUUGUGUUUAAUAGUGUUCCAUCUUCUAUUUUCAGAUCUGAAUGAAAUGAGAGCCAGACCCAAUUCCUGGGUUUUGCACUGAGUUUCAAGAUUUGAAAACCUUAUAAAAGAUUUCUGGGUCAGUUGUAUUUUUUUCAUCUGAUUUGGUCUGAAACAGACAGAGAUCAGAUAAAGGGGAAAUGGGAUUGGUGGGUCUCCAAGAAAAUGGUAAUAGGGAAAUGGGUUUGUCUGGUUUUCCUUUGGGAGCUAAGAACAAGUACAGGAGGAUGGACUCUGAGCUCACAGAGGAUGAUGAUUCACUCCACCUUCAGCAGCAGCAAAGGAACAGAAAUACCAAGAAAUAUGUUCUAGCUUGUGCCAUUUUUGCAUCUCUCAAUUCUGUUCUUCUUGGCUAUGAUGUAGGUGUUAUGAGUGGAGCAAUCCUAUUCAUUCAAGACGAUCUGAAGAUAACAGAAGUGCAACAAGAAGUGCUUGUCGGGAGUUUAAGCGUCGUUUCGCUUCUUGCAGUGCAUUUAAAUUGGAGGAUAAUGCUCGCUGUGGGCAUUCUUCCCUCAGUAUUCAUUGGAUUCGCUCUGUUCAUAAUCCCCGAGUCACCAAGGUGGUUGGUAAUGCAGAAUCGAGUUGAAGCAGCAAGAACCGUGCUACUGAAAACUAUUGAGAACGAGUCAGAGGUGGAGGAGAGACUCGGAGAAAUACUAUUAGCUGCUGGAAUUGGUAACGCUGAGAAGUAUGAACAGAAACCUGUUUGGCGUGAACUGUUGAGUCCUUCUCCUGCACUUCGCCGUAUGCUAGUUACUGGUUUUGGAAUCCAAUGUUUCCAACAGAUCACGGGUAUUGAUGCAACCGUAUAUUACAGCCCCCAGAUCUUCAAAGUAGCGGGUAUUGCUGGUAACUCGAAGCUUCUUGCUGCAACUGUUGCUGUGGGAGUUACAAAGACUGCAUUUAUAUUAGUUGCUAUUCUUCUUAUAGACAAACUUGGAAGAAAGCCACUGCUAUAUAUAAGCACAAUUGGUAUGACUAUCUGUUUGUUUUGUUUGGGACUUACUCUAUUAUUGUUGAAGCACACACCUUUCGGGAUUGGAAUGGCGAUACUGUUGGUUUGUGGAAACGUUGCUUUCUUUUCAGUGGGAAUUGGUCCUGUUUGUUGGGUUUUGACAUCGGAAAUCUUCCCUUUAAGGCUGCGCGCCCAAGCAGCAGCACUUGGAUCUGUGGGUAACAGAGUGUGCAGUGGUUUGAUUGCCAUGUCUUUUCUCUCCAUGGCACGUGCAAUUACGGUGGCUGGAACUUUCUUCAUUUUCUCAGCAUUUUCAGCCGUUUCUGUUGCCUUUGUUUACACACUUGUUCCUGAAACAAAAGGAAAAUCGCUGGAGCAGAUUGAGGCAUUGUUUCAGAGUGAACAUGAGAGGCAAGGGAGUGCAGUGGAGCUUAGAGAUGUUGAGCAGCUUGUGCAGAAAGAGUGACCCUCUCUCCAGGGAUCAUUUCCUGACCCAAUUCCAUGUUCUAAGUUGUAUAAAUCAAGAAUUUCCCAGUUUCAAGCCUACAGGAAUUCUGAGGAGAAUUAUAGCUAGCACAUGUAGGAAUUGGUUCAGGGUUUUAUUUAUUUAUUUAUUUUUAACUUGUGUCAGAAAAUUGAGUGCACAUCUAUUCGUAUGGGAGAAUGAGUUUAAUUUAAAUUUAUUUUUUUUAAAAAAAAAAAAAGAGGGGGUGGGGGAGAGAAUCGGUAAAACAAUGUCCACGUUAAAUUCCUUUCACUGUUACUGGUUGAAAUCCAGCUUUUAUCAUUUAACCUUCUUUUGUUUAUAGGUUAAUUCUGUUUUAUUUCUGUUAACUUGCUUGAGACCACCAAGGGUCCACAAAGCAAAGCAAAGAAUUGAAAUUUUACUUAAUUUAAUUGCCAAUUUGAGAGCUACUAUGCAUUCCCUGUACACAUCAAAAGCAGAGUUAUUGACUAUCUAAGAAAAG
Camellia sinensis is the source of this 2082-nucleotide messenger RNA. The record is from RefSeq and is a predicted model, not a curated record. NCBI's taxonomy places the organism in Eukaryota, Viridiplantae, Streptophyta, Magnoliopsida, Ericales, Theaceae.